UGGUCGAGCUGUGUUGUAAAAUCGGAGAAUCAGAGAAAAUCGAGCCAGGACACACCAUAUAUAAUACACACCCAUCGCCAUUGCUAAUUAUGUGAAAAUGAAUAAUUAAUUGGUUGAUAAUUGUCGGGCUGAUUGCACGCAGUGUAAACAUCGAAAAAUAGUUGCAAAUCGCAAACGGUCAGUAAGCGUGGGCAAAAGCGCGUUUUCAAAUGUGUUCAAUUACGAAUCGAUAGCAACUCAAUUUCGGCUUCGGUAACGGAAUGUUCAAAUAAACGACACGAAUCAACAUAUCAAACUAAUUGCAAUCGAAUUUAAAUAGCGUUCAAUUAAAAGCAUGGUUCGCAAAGUCAAACCCAUAAUCACACCAUAUUCGAGUGUGUAGAGUGUGUGCGAGUGUUCAGCGAGAGAGGGAGAAGGGAAAGGAGGGGAAAAGUGGGAAAAGAAGGAGGGAAAGGGCUUCGACUCAUCGACAUCAAUCAAUUAAUUGGGACCCAAACGAGGAGGGGACGCCCAGCAGCCAAGGCGAGUCAGCCAGCCGGCCGAAGAUGGACCUGCGUAAUCUAACACUGCCAACGCCAGCCGCAACAACAAUUAUGUCCUCGUCAUCCUCGGCGGCGAUGGCGCUGGCGGGCCUCGCAUCCGGAGGACCCACAACAGCUGCCCUGGCGGGAUCCACAAUGGCAUUAGCCACGACGCUCACAACAACAGCGCCAGCACCAGCAGUGUCCACCACGCCAGCCACAUUUUUUACCUACAGCAUACCGGGCAUGGACAUUGCGCCAGGACCAUUUAUAUUCACCUACGUUAGUGAAUUUUUAUCGCUUAUCACGCCCGAGGAAUUGCCGCUGGAUUCCAUACGCGAUGUUUUACACAAAAACACCAGUCUGCUGGACUUUGCCUCCAAUGCCAUUAAAAUCGAGUCCGGUUUCAUUGCCCUGAUGAGCGUGUUCGCCAUUCUGGCCCUGGUGCCCCUGAUUGCCACCUGCGCCUGGUGCUGCGGUCGUCGCUCCACGCAGGAGGAGGUGAACCACAUCCGGAACGCGCCCUGCAACAUCCGGGAUGAAUCGCUGGAGGAGAGCCUGCGGUGCCGCAAGAGCGCCGGACUGGUCACCCUCUGGAUUGUUUUCAUCCUGCUAACGCUUAGCGACUUCAGCAUAUUCUACGCCAACAGCCGCCUGUCCGCCGGAAUCGAGAUGACGCCCGAGAUGGUCAAGUCAGCCGUGCACGACGUGGAGGUCUUCCUGAAGGACACGCAUCUGCAAAUCAAACACAAGCUCGAUAAUGGCUUCCACGUAUCAGUGGAGCGGGUCGUCAAAGACCUGGAAGACGUGGACGUCCUUCUUGGCGAACCGAUUCAAGCGGAAAUAUCCGCACACACUGGCCUUGAGUUGGCGUAUGAUUCACUGACGACACUUAGCCUGGCGAACGCGGAGCUCAUCUACCGCGUGCUCAUGCUGCAGGAGACGGUCGGCAGGGCCCUGAAACUCUCCCAGGAGGCGGCUGCCAGGAUGGAGGAGCUGCAGAUCCAGCUGUCCGUGCUGCAGCGCCAGUGCACGUACCGCGACCGCCCGCUCUGCGACACGUUGCGUAUACGCAGCUUCGAGGAGAACGGCGUCGUCGACGCCCUGAAAACUCUGCAAGAGGACCAGAGCAUCUUCCGUAUGCGCUACUUGGGCGAAAUUGAAUUCGGUGCUACUGUCAAAAAUCUGACAUCGGAAGUUGGCGUGUCACGUUCCAUUUUCAGCAAUUUCCCGCAACAAGUUAAACAUGACACGGCAUAUGAACGCAACUAUACGCUGGAGCAACUGGCGAGCAUUCGCCACCGGACGACCGCCAACGCCCAGCAGCUGACCUCCACGAUAAACGCCCUGCUCCAGCGACUGGAGGGCACCUGGUCGUCCCUGCAGCCCGGCUACAACGAGCUGAAGGAGUGGGCCAACGCCUACUGGAGCGUCGGCUGGAUCGCCGGCACGGUGAUCGUCUGGGUGAUGCUCUUCAUGCUGAUGUCCUACUGCUGCUUCCUCUGCGAGUCGAACGGCAAGUCGGGCGUGGUCUUCUUCAUCGCCGUGAUGCUCAUCUGCCUGGCCAGCAUCGGGCUCACCUUCUUCGGGGUCUUCUCCCUGGCGGUGGGCGGGAACGCCGAGGUCUUCGUCUGCCGCUCCCUGUACGAUCAGGACUACAACAUGCUGGGCAAGCUGCUGGACAAGCCGGGCUACGCCUACGCCCAGGAGCCCCAGACCGGCAUCAUCGGGGAGCUGCUGCGACCCGUCGGAGUCAACCGGUCGGUGGUCAACGUGGGUCUGGGCCAGGCCCUCAGGGGCUGCGAGCAAAAUCAAGCAUCGUACAAUGUCUUUCAAUUGGAUGCGUUCGUGAACACCAGCAAAAUAGCCGACCUGCGGCAGUUCCCCAAAGUGUCCACGGCCAUCGAUGCGAUUUCCGUGUCCGGGCGAACGCUCCUCUCCCUGACGCAGUCCGUCCAGAACAUUUUGGAGAACAUGCUGCAGACGUCCUCGUUCAACCUGACCACGUACCGCAGCAGUGUGGGUGCGCCCACGCCCGAGAAGGAUUUGGCCACGUUCAUUGAUCAGAUGCAGCGGGUGGCCUUGCAGAUUCAGGAUGUGGCCACGUCCUCGCGCAUGACCACCCUGGGCAGCCGGUCGAAGCGGCUGCAGGCCUCCAUUCUCCAGCCCCUGGAGAACCUGCAGAACGAGAUCCUGUACCACCUGACGGCCCUCGAGCUUCAGCGGGACCCCUGGGCCAAGCAGGUCAACCAGACGCUCAACCACCUGAAGAGCAUCCAGAGCUACCUGGAGAACAAGGCCGGCGAGAUCUGCCACAACAUGACGCGAGCCUACACAGAUCGCCUGAAAGCCUACUUGACCAGCAGUCGAGCCACCAUGGAGUCCCAGCUGGGCGACACCACCACCAAGUGUCGGCCCUUCUACGACACCUUCGACGCCAGCCGGACCUUCCUGUGCCGCAACAUGGUGGACUUCGUCAACGGGCUGACCUUCUUCAUCUUCCUCACACUGCUCCUCUGGGCCAUUGGCACUCCGGUGGGCCUGAAUCUGAUCACCGUGCAGACGCGGCUGAAUGUCAUGCAGGCGGCUCAGGCGCGCAGCAAGGGAAGGCAGCGGAGGAGCGACCGGAGUCCGGACCGGGAGUCGAGGGGCGGCAGUCGCGGGCGGAAGAAGCAGCGGUCGGGCAGUUCGGCGGCCAGCGGCAGGAGCGGCAAGCGGGAUCAGAGCCGGGAACGGAGCACCAGCAGCACGGCGAGGCCAAAGCCACCACUGAGACGCACUGCCACAGAGGAAACCCUGGACCUGGCCGACGAGGACUCCACGCCAUCAAGGCAGCAGCAGCAGCAACCGGUGCAAAGGCGCCAGGAGCAGAUCCAGCGGGACACGGACAGGGAGCGGGUGCGCGAGCGGGACCAGCGGAGUCGGGAGCGAGAACUGAGCCGCGGUCGCGACGUCUCCGCCGUAACCACGCCGGUGCGCAGUCGCAGUCGCCAGCAGCUGCGCCACGACCCCGAGGACGACAAUUGGGGCUCGUCCAGCGGACCCAGUAGGGCCAACUCCCGCGAGCGGGAGCGCGAAAGCAGUCAGUCCAGAAAGAUUCUGAACAUUUGGCAGUCGCGCAAUAAGAUCAAGACGCCGCUUCGCCGGCAAGGCACCGAGGAGUUCGACUUUGAGGAUGCCCACGAGGACAGAGGGUGGCAGAGCCAGCCGCCGAGCCAGGUCCACAACCAGUCGAGUGUCAGUCCGGAGCAGCGAUCCGAUACGCGCGGCCAGCGCUCGAACCUCCGUACGAAGCUCAAGUUACGUAGUGCGGACAGAGCUGGCAGUGAGACGGCCCGGCGGCCCGUGACCCCCGUGCUCAGCGUGAACCCGGACAUUCCGGCCGCCAUUCCGAUGCCCCGGACGCCGAUGCGUCUCAAGAGCAAGGUCUCGCUGACCGCCCGAGCUGUGCAGGACAUUGUCAACAAGCGGAAUCAGCGCCUCCAACGCACCGGCACCGAUGAAUUCGACUUGGACGAGAGCGAUGCCUACGGUGCUGGAGGCCAUUUGGAUGCGGACGUCGCGGCCGCCCGACGCACCCCGCCCAGGGGCGCCCCGCCGCCCCCUCCUCCGCCGGCGGCCGGCUUGAACAGUGAUCGCACGGUGCGCUGGAACAAGGACGAAGAUGUGGACUUCGACUUCGAGGAGGUCGACGCCCCGAGGAGUCCCAUGUACUUGAGCCACAACCUCCAUUGAACCCAUCGAGCAUCGCGAGCCCCACAUCUCGAGUACUGCAAUUUGUUUUGUAUUUCGCUUCUAGCACUCCCUAGAUCGUAAGCGAAUCGUAGCUUUAGCCAUCCCAUACGGUUUAGGCAUUUAACAGGCGUGAAUAAAUAAAUACUCUGUAGAGAA
Messenger RNA from Drosophila ficusphila, 4412 nucleotides. RefSeq lists its product as uncharacterized. Lineage: Eukaryota; Metazoa; Arthropoda; Insecta; Diptera; Drosophilidae. Bases 546 to 4256 code for a protein of 1236 amino acids. The transcript has 19 exons. The record is from RefSeq and is a predicted model, not a curated record. Gene Ontology annotation, cellular component: membrane.